CUCAAAAUUGGAAACAGUUGCCAAAUCGCUGUUUUUCCGUAAGAAAAGAAAAAAGACUGUAGAUAUUACAAAGAAAUGAUUGCCAUUUCAACGGUAAAUGUCCGUUUCGUCGUUCUGUUGCUUUUGAGUUGGUCAUCAAUCAGUUCGGCCGAUGCCACCCUGAAUUUGGAGGACCAAUUGCGAACGUUGACUCAAAACUACAUGCAAUUUAAAGAAUCAGUUGAAACAAAUUUCGAAGCGAAAUUCCAUCAAGUCGAAGAUAAAAAUCGGCAAUUGGAAGAGAAAGUCAUCCGGCUAGAGUCCAAAGUACAACGACUAGAAUUGGUGAUUGCUCUACGAGAAAACACAGUCGCGUCGAAAAGAGUCGAUCCACUAACUGGAAGAAGCUCCAUCCCGAGGACGUGCAGAGAAGCCCGUCUGGCGGACCCAUCCCUCAAUUCCGGCAUGCACUGGAUCGAUCCGGACGGACAAGGCGUCGGAGAUGACCCCAUUUACGUCCAUUGCGACAUGACUACAGAUACGACAUCCGUUCCACACGACAGCGAAGGACCGAUGGACGUGGGCCACUGCGCUGAUCCGGGAUGUUACUCAAAGGCCGUGACGUACAACGCAAGUCUCAGACAGAUGGCAGCGUUGGCGGAUUUGUCUGGCGAGUGCCACCAAUCGAUUAAGUACGAUUGCUUCUUCGCCCCUUUCGAGUUGGACGGCAUCGCAUUUUCUUGGUGGAACGACAAAGACGGAAGCGCCAAAUUCUUCUGGGCCGGCGCCAACACGGACGUCCACACCUGCCAGUGCGGCAUCGAUGGAAAUUGCGUCGAAUCUUUUAUGAAAUGCAACUGCGACUCUGCUGCUCCGGAGCAAUUAGUCGAUAGCGGAGUCAUUAAUGAUAAGGAGAUCCUGCCCAUCACCCGGUUGAAUUUCGGCCGAACUGGGCAAGAAUAUUCUUCCGGCGUUCACACACUGGGCCGAUUCGAAUGCACAGGACAAGUGGCCGUCACUGGAAUGCCGACGUCGUGCGAAGAUCUUUGGAGGAUCGGCCACACCCUGAGCGGAUUCUAUUCCGUCAAAGGACUCAAAAUGGUCGAAAGUGUUUACUGCGAUUUUUCAAAACUACCGAACGAAGCAGGUUUCCAGAAAUGGAUCGGAUACGAUGACGUCAAGUCGGCGCCGGUCUACUUCUACGUCCAGCGGAAUUCUGCCUUCAACACGACAAAUGUCCCGAUCCCUUUCCAGAUUUCCCGACUCAACAUCGGCAACGCCAUGAAUUUGUCGACAGGGAAAUUCACGGCACCCGUACAGGGAACGUAUUUUUUCUCUUUUACUGGACACGCCCAAUUUCCCACGUCGUCAUCUAUACUUACUUUAGGAGUAGGUCUCUAUCUGAAUGGGAAUUUCAUCGGGUGGGGUGUUGUGGAAGAGUACAACACUGUAAAUUUGCAAGAAACCCCUUUGACUCUGCAAUCGACGCUCAAUUUACAAAAAGGAGAUGAAAUUUGGUUGCAGAUCACAUUAAUUUCGGAUGGCGUGAUUCUCUUCGAUAAUAAUGACAAUUGGACCCAUUUUACGGGAUACAUUUUGGAAGAAGAACUUAUUUUUUAAACAUGUUGUGAGAUGGGAAAUCAAUUGAUUUUUAUUAUCUGGAAAAUAAAAAUAAAAAAUUCGUAACUCGCAAAACUAA
Messenger RNA from Daphnia pulicaria, 1678 nucleotides. RefSeq lists its product as uncharacterized. The coding region runs from base 76 to 1599 and encodes 507 amino acids. The transcript is spliced from 6 exons. Gene Ontology annotation, molecular function: extracellular matrix structural constituent; protein binding. The record is from RefSeq and is a predicted model, not a curated record. Lineage: Eukaryota; Metazoa; Arthropoda; Branchiopoda; Diplostraca; Daphniidae.